Messenger RNA from Suricata suricatta (meerkat), 996 nucleotides. It is a transcript of the gene TAS2R9, whose product is annotated as taste 2 receptor member 9. Bases 1 to 996 code for a protein of 331 amino acids. NCBI's taxonomy places the organism in Eukaryota, Metazoa, Chordata, Mammalia, Carnivora, Herpestidae. The transcript has a single exon. Gene Ontology annotation, cellular component: membrane. Gene Ontology annotation, biological process: sensory perception of taste; detection of chemical stimulus involved in sensory perception of bitter taste; G protein-coupled receptor signaling pathway. Gene Ontology annotation, molecular function: G protein-coupled receptor activity; bitter taste receptor activity. The record is from RefSeq and is a predicted model, not a curated record.
AUGCCAAGUACAGUGGAGGUAACAUAUUUGAUCUUGAUUGCUGGUGAAUUGACUGUAGGAAUUUGGGGCAAUGGAUUUAUUGUACUGGUUAACUGCACUGGUUGGCUCCAAAGGAAAGAUGUCUCCAUGAUUGACAUCAUCCUGGUGAGCUUAGCCACUUCCAGAAUCUGUUUGUUGUGUGUGAUAUCUAUAGAUGGCUUUCUUUUGCUGCUUUCUCCACCCGAGUAUGUUCGGAGCAAGAUGAUCAGCAUUGUGGAUGCUUUCUGGACACUGAGCAAUCAUUCAAGUGUCUGGCUCACGGCCUGCCUCAGCAUUUUCUAUUUACUUAAGAUAGCCAACAUAUCCCACCCGUUCUUCCUCUGGCUGAAGCUAAAAGUUAACAGAAUCAUCUUGGGGCUUUUUCUGACAUCCUUCCUCACCUCCAUCAUUAUUAGUGUUUUUUUGAAAGAGUUCUCCUGGGAGCACCUCAACAUCAAUCCUAAGGAAAACAGAACUUGGGAAUUCAAAUUGAGAAACCCCCCAAGCAAUUUCAAAGUGAUUAUGCUGAACCUGUGGGCUCUGGUCCCCUUUGCUCUUUGCCUAAUCUCAUUUCUCUUGUUACUUGUCUCCCUAUUUAGACAUAUUAAGCAGAUGAAACUUUAUGCCACAGGGCCCAGGGACUCCAGCACAGAGGCACACAUGAAGGCCAUAAAGGCAGUGGUCAUCUUUGCGCUCCUCUUCAUUAUGUAUUAUGCAGUUUUUCUUAUAGUCACUUCCAGCUUCCUGAUUCCUCAGGGGAAAUUCGUGCUGAUGUUUGGUGGUAUUGUAGCCCUCCUUUUCCCAUCAAGCCAUGCAUUCAUCCUGAUAAUGGGGAACAGCAAGCUGAGGGAGGCCUUGCUGAAGGUGCUAAGGUGUUUGAAGGGCUUCCACCAAAGAAGGAGACCUCUUGUUCCACAGAUAUUCCUAAAUGCAAAGAGAAAGAAAUUAACACAAGAUGGUCUCCCUUCUCCAGGGUGA